AUGCCCUUCGAUGUUUUCUUGGUGACCGAUUGCCACGGUGGCCGUACUCUCGAACCUACCCUCAAAAGGACGCAGCUUCUCGCUAAGUCACCGGCCCUUGAUGGCGUGGAUGAGGACGGUGAUCUGGUUUCACGGUCUUCGGUCGACACCAUCGCUGAAGAAGUAAGGCGGACCAUCCGCGCCCAGACGAAGUCUCCUAUCAGCUCUCGCAAUCAGUCGCGCACUCGCACCACACUCUCGAAAGCGCAGGCUGCUGGUACGGAUCAUCCUAGAAGCCCGCUUUCUGAUUCUGCUAGGGACUCUUCUACAUAUAGCCGUCCCGAAGACCUCGAUUCUGCGAUACCAGCUCCUCUCGAUUUGUCGAGCCUCGCCAAAUCUUCCGUCGACCCGCCUUCCCAAGCUAUCGCCCAGUAUCUACGCUCGAGCCGGCUGACAACAGUGCUGAGGCUCACUCGCGGUCCACACGCUUCGCGAGAGUCACCUCUGAACGUCAGCUUGUCUGACCUGGGUAGCGCUACUGGCGUUCCUCUCGUUGUCUUUCUGGGCUUGGGAUGCGUGAGACAUAUCAUGGGUCUCUACGAUGAGAUGGCGGAGCUCUUGGGGGUACGCCUCAUUACUGUCGACCGGUGGGGUCUUGGGCGAACGGAUUCCCCGCGUAAUAGGCUUGCCAAAGGCAUUCCGGAGUGGGCAUCUGUGGUUGAGGAGGUUCUUGACCGCCUCAACAUCGACCAAUGCAGCGUCAUGGCGCAUUCAGCCGGUGCGCCGUACGCGCUUGCCUUCGCCAACCGCUUCCCGGAGCGUAUUCGGGGCGACGUCUGUUUGCUUGCCCCUUGGCUGGUUACAAGUGGCUAA
This is a messenger RNA of Phanerochaete carnosa HHB-10118-sp, 852 nucleotides long. RefSeq lists its product as uncharacterized. The record is from RefSeq and is a predicted model, not a curated record. The transcript has 5 exons. NCBI's taxonomy places the organism in Eukaryota, Fungi, Basidiomycota, Agaricomycetes, Polyporales, Phanerochaetaceae. The coding region runs from base 1 to 852 and encodes 283 amino acids.